UUUGGUUGGACUUUCCUUGGUUCUCCUCGUCUCCUUUCUCGGUCUCGCUCUCGGUUCUCUUGCUCCAUCGAUUCGACGCCGCUUCUCCAAUCGGCCAUGAAAGGAAACAGGGGGCCAAGGUUGCCCUUCUUUCCUCGCUUUGCUCGAGAAAAAAUUGGCCUGGCCGCUGCCCUUUUCUUCUGCGCAUUCUUCUUCCUCGCCGGUCUCCUCGGUUCAUCCAUUCUCAUCGCUUCGCCCGCCUCUCAGUUAGACAACGUGCGCCGUUCGAAGCUGCUAGAGCUCGACGAUGACGGGGCGAAGUGGCCAACCAUGCCCAGCGGGGAAACCGGCGAACUCACUACGUCUGCGAUACCUUUCCAGGUUUUGAGCUGGAGACCUCGUGCAUUAUACUUUCCAAGUUUUGCUACAGAAGAACAAUGCCAGACAAUUAUAAAGAAGGCUAAGUCUAGGCUUAGGCCGUCGACAUUGGCUUUACGGAAGGGGGAGACUGAGGAGAAUACUCAAGGAAUAAGAACAAGUUCUGGCACAUUUUUGAGUGCAUCUGAAGAUUCAAGUGGAGUCUUGCAUCAAAUUGAGGAGAAGAUUGCUAGAGCUACUAUGAUUCCAAGAGAGCAUGGAGAGUCAUUUAACGUUCUUCGGUAUGAGAUAGGACAGAAGUAUGCUUGUCACUAUGAUGCAUUCAACCCUGCUGAAUAUGGGCCACAGAAAAGCCAAAGAGUAGCUUCCUUUUUAUUAUAUUUGUCAGAUGUAGAUGAAGGAGGAGAAACCAUGUUUCCUUAUGAGAAUGGAUUAAAUAUGGACAUUGGCUAUGACUAUGAGAAAUGCAUUGGUUUGAAGGUGAAACCUCGCCGAGGAGAUGGACUCCUGUUCUAUUCUCUUUUUCUAAAUGGCACUAUUGACUCGACAUCACUUCAUGGCAGCUGCCCUGUUAUCAAAGGAGAGAAAUGGGUGGCAACAAAGUGGAUCAGAGAUAAUAUUGACAAGUAGUCCAAAGUUGUUAUUGCAUCAACGUAGUCUCCUUUGCUAUUUUUGUUUUGUUUUUGGUUUUUUUUUUCAGUUACUACCCCUAUUCAUCCGUGUGCAAUGAUCAAAACUACAACUUUGAGCAAGCAAAAAUGUAAUUUUGUCAUCAGUUUGGUGGAAGAAUUAUGGGCCUUCAAUGCAUCUACUCCGUUAAAGCAAACUGUUAUAUGCUGGCAAAGGAAUUCAAACGUUUA
This is a messenger RNA of Zingiber officinale, 1217 nucleotides long. Its product is annotated as probable prolyl 4-hydroxylase 9. Gene Ontology annotation, molecular function: iron ion binding; procollagen-proline 4-dioxygenase activity; L-ascorbic acid binding. Gene Ontology annotation, biological process: peptidyl-proline hydroxylation to 4-hydroxy-L-proline. The transcript is spliced from 8 exons. The record is from RefSeq and is a predicted model, not a curated record. Gene Ontology annotation, cellular component: endoplasmic reticulum. The coding region runs from base 97 to 987 and encodes 296 amino acids. NCBI's taxonomy places the organism in Eukaryota, Viridiplantae, Streptophyta, Magnoliopsida, Zingiberales, Zingiberaceae.